GUCCGUGCGACACCCAUGACCACGAAUCGUCGUCAAGAAAGUGCUUCCCAUGUGAUCUCCUCGUUGUCUGCCCAUUACCCUUGUUGCAAUUUGAAGAAGAGCCUCCACCGAUCGACGCUUCACCCCUCUCGAUUAACACAACAGUGCGCAUCCAUGACAUCGCGAGCAAGGCUGUUUAAGGAGUACAAGGAAGUACACCGGGAAAAAGGAGGUGACAAUGACAUUCAGCUGACGUGUGACGACACCAAUAUAUAUCGCUGGACUGCUUACAUUAAGGGGCCAGUAGACACCCCAUACCAGGAAGGCGUGUUUCAGCUUGCCGUCAAUGUACCUGAGCAGUAUCCUCUAGUUCCACCCCAAGUGCGCUUUGUCACCAAGAUCUUCCACCCCAAUGUUCAUUUCAAGACAGGUGAAAUCUGUUUGGAUAUAUUGAAAACUGCUUGGAGUCCUGCGUGGACAUUGCAAUCAGUCUGCCGUGCAGUUAUUGCCCUCUUGGCGCAUCCUGAGGCUGAUAGCCCCCUCAAUUGUGAUGCAGGAAAUUUGUUGAGAUCUGGUGAUCAUCGUGGGUAUCGAUCCAUGUCACAGAUGUACACCCGUUUAUGUGCAGUUCAUUCUAACGGAGGUCGACCAGGUUCUUCUUAGUCGUCAAUAUUAUAGUGUACACUGUUUAAACCUUCAGAUAACUAAGAAACAAUGGGACUACCAGUGGUCGCAUUUAGCUGCUCUUGCUAGCAUGUUACUACACGCUGCGCAGGGGUCUAUUCUUGAAUGGUUAUCUUCCUGGAGUACAUUUUCUGGAUGGCCUACGUAGGGUUGUCUGCUGCUAUGGCUGCCCAUCGUCGAAGUUAGCGAGAUAAUCUUGUUGUUUUUUUUUUUACUUUGAAUUCUCAAUCAAAAUGUUAGCAUGAAAAUGUAUUAUUAUAUGUGAUUUAAAUCAUUAUAAUUCAAAAUCCUAGUUUAAAUUAGAUUUAUUUUUA
This is a messenger RNA of Physcomitrium patens, 977 nucleotides long. The record is from RefSeq and is a predicted model, not a curated record. NCBI's taxonomy places the organism in Eukaryota, Viridiplantae, Streptophyta, Bryopsida, Funariales, Funariaceae.